AUGGACACAAAGAGUCAUCCGCAGUCUGAAAAUUUCCGAAUUUUGAUGCUACAUGGAUAUUCCCAAUCUGCCCGGCGCUUCCAGGCCAAAACAAGGCCUUUGGUGGAAAAGAUAAUGACGACUACCCCGCAGGAAUUGUUGAAGUUGUACAGCGGAAUUGAAUGCCUCUUCCUUGACGCCCCGCGAUGCGCCCAGUGCCCCAUUGGACUGGCAUUUGACACCCUCGACAGCACGAACAACCGCAUUUGGUGGUAUGGUGCCGACGACACGUAUGAAUAUAAGUACCUGAAUGAGGCGCUGGUGGAGAUUGCCCGGUUCCUGAGCGCCAAUCCAGUGCAUGUGAUCAUCGGGUUUUCCCAAGGUGCUGCUCUUGCUGCCAUGGUUGUGUCGCUCCUGGAAUGUCGCAGCAACCUAACGAAGGCAGACGCAAUUCGGGCCCAGAAUCUUCCAGUAGACGUUUUUCUGCGUCUUCCCACGCAGUAUCAGCUCAAGACUGUCGUGUGCUUUUCAGGAUACAGAGGAACAAUUCAAUUCUACAACAGUCUGUAUCGAUGGCAGCUGGACACUCCAGCUUGCCAUGUCAUAGGCCUUUUAGAUACUAUUGUCGACGCUGAAAAGACGAUCCGGCUAGCACGGUGCUUCCGAACGCACAAGGUUAUAUGCCACUAUGGAUGUCAUUAUGUUCCCAGGGAUACACAUAUCCUCGAUUCAAUUGUGCAGUUCAUAUGGAAGUCGUGUGGCUGGCAGGGUGCCACAAAAUCUGGCCAGUUCUCUGGUCAAGCUUCCAUCGUGCAUAUCAUGUCUUGUGUGUCUCGUUAG
Messenger RNA from Aspergillus tanneri, 819 nucleotides. RefSeq lists its product as uncharacterized. Bases 1 to 819 code for a protein of 272 amino acids. The record is from RefSeq and is a predicted model, not a curated record. Lineage: Eukaryota; Fungi; Ascomycota; Eurotiomycetes; Eurotiales; Aspergillaceae. Gene Ontology annotation, cellular component: cytoplasm; nucleus. The transcript has 2 exons.